AACUUUAAAUUGAGUUUAAACAAUAAAUUAAAACAGCAUUGACUAAUAAUGCAGAAUUGGAUUGGAGGAUGAAAUAUCAUUAAAGCGCGUUAUUAUUAUAUCACUGCCCUUGUGUCUGGAAAGUAGAUCGCAGCUUCAUUCGCAUUAUCAGUCUGCGCGCUGCGACCUCCGCUCAGCAUCCCCCGGCAAACCAAGGCUGACCUGGUUUUCAGAACUAGCAUCUCGCUUCCUCACUGUAUCCGAGCAUCAUCAUCUGCCUCCUGUGAGUGAUGUCGGACUAUAAUAGGCGACAGUGGAACCGGGAGGAUGAACUCCCUGUAUACCUGGCGAAACCCAUCUCGGCGGCGGGCAACCAGCGGCAGAAGUCGCACGGAAUGUUCAGCUCGGUGGAGGGCGCGUAUGACAGUAAAACUAUUGAUUUCGAGCCGUACGCCGUGGGAAGGAGCAGGACCUCGCGGAGCAGCAGCAGGGAGCGCAUUGUGGAUGGGGAUUUUGAAGCCUAUGAGAUUAGCGGGAGGUCCAUCAUCAGUUCCCCGCGCGAGAGAGGCGACGGGCGUCCGGGUGUCGAAUUCACGGAUCAGACCGAAAAGGAAUCUCUUCACGAGCAAAACAACGGGGAGAGUGAGCGGCUGCUGAUUAAAGGUGGACGAGUGGUUAAUGAUGAUCAGUCACUGUAUGCUGAUGUUUAUGUUGAAGAUGGAAUUAUUAAACAAGUUGGAGAGAACCUGAUUGUGCCGGGGGGAGUGAAAGUGAUUGAGGCAAAUGGCUGUAUGGUCAUCCCUGGAGGUAUUGAUGUGAACACCUGCCUGCAUAAGCCUUAUCUGGGCACCCCACCUGUGGAUGACUUCUACCAGGGCACCAAAGCUGCUCUGGCAGGCGGCACCACCAUGAUCAUUGAUCAUGUGACACCACAGCCUGGAGACGGUCUGUUGGAGGCCUUUGAGAAGUGGCAGGAAGCGGCGGAUAAGAAGUCCUGCUGUGAUUAUUCUCUACAUGUCGAUAUUCCACACUGGCAUGAAGGUGUGAAGGAGGAGCUGGAACAGCUGGUUCAGGAAAAAGGAAUCAACUCUUUCCAAGUGUACAUGGCUUACAAAGGGUUAUACCAAAUGCCUGACUCUCAGUUGUAUGAAGCGUUCUCUUACCUUAAGGAGCUUGGGGCAGUGGUUCUGGUGCAUGCAGAGAAUGGAGACCUGAUCGCACAGGAACAAAGCAAAAUCUUGGGAAUGGGCAUCAUUGGUCCGGAAGGCCACCCACUGAGCCGUCCAGAGGAGCUGGAGGCGGAGGCUGUUUUCCGGGCCAUCACCAUUGGCAACCGAGUCAACUGUCCUGUGUACAUCACCAAAGUGAUGAGUAAGAGUGCUGCGGAGACUGUGGCCAUUGCACGCAAGAAAGGCUCUGUUGUUUUCGGUGAGCCAAUCACAGCCAGCUUGGCAACAGACGGAUCUCACUAUUGGAGCAAAAACUGGGCAAAAGCAGCAGCGUAUGUGACCUCUCCACCCCUCAGCCCCGACCCGACCACACCAGAGCAUCUUCACUCGCUGCUGGCCUGUGGGGACCUGCAGGUUGUGGGCAGUGGACAUUGUGCAUACAGCACUUCUCAAAAGGCCAUAGGGAAGGACAACUUCACCCUUAUACCCGAGGGAACCAACGGAGUGGAGGAGAGAAUGGGGUUUGUUUGGGAUAAAGCUGUGGCCAUGGGGAAGAUGGAUGAAAACCAGUUUGUUGCAGUUACAAGUACAAACGCCGCCAAAAUCUUCAACCUGUACCCUCGUAAGGGGCGGAUAGCUGUGGGAUCUGAUGCUGACAUUGUUAUUUGGGACCCCGACAAGAUCAAGACCAUCACAGCUAAAUCACAGCAGUCGGCUCUGGAGUAUAACAUUUUUGAGGGCAUGGACUGUCGUGGUGGUCCGUUGCAUGUGGUCAGUCAGGGCAGGGUUGUGUUUGAGGAAGGGAAGCUUCAGGUUCAACAGGGAACAGGUCGUUUCAUCUCCCGCAAACCCUUCCCUGAUUAUGCCUACCAGCGGAUUAAAUACCGCAAUAAGAUAAUGAGCAUGCAGGGUGUUUCUCGUGGCAUGUAUGAUGGUCCAGUAUAUGAUGUCCCAGCUACACCCAAAUACAUAACUCCUGCCCCCUCCGCUAAGACCUCGCCCACUACACACCAGCCUCCACCAAUCAGAAACUUGCACCAGUCCAACUUCAGCCUAUCAGGGUCUCAAAUUGAUGACAACAUUCCUCGGCGCUCUGGCCACCGCAUUGUAGCUCCCCCUGGUGGUCGGUCCAAUAUUACCAGCCUUGGUUGAGCCUUCUGUAGCUCCCAAUGACUAUAAGUGUGUGUGUGUGUGCGUGUGUAUGCGUGUGUGUGUGUGAGAGAGAGAGGGUGUAUUAUUACAGUUCUAUCUGUUGACAAAUCAUCAGUAUUCUCCUUUCACAGGGUUAUGCUAUAAACAGGUUUGUUGUGCAACACGUGCAUGUUCAAAUAUCACUGUACCUUACCUGUGCAGCAGAUGUCCCAUCCACAGUGAAUAUCGUACAAACUAUUCUCACUGCUAAAGCAUCCCUAGAGAAAUACAUAUAGAUAGCUAGACAAUCACUAAAAAAAAUACUCUAUAAGAGCUUAGAAAAAGUAGCAUCUAAUCAGUGCUAAUAUAAUAACACAUUUUGAGCUAUUCAGCCCAUCAUUCUGCCGAUGUGACCCCAAGUGUUUGUGACGUUGUGUUAAAAAUGUCUAUUAUUUAAACCCUGUGAAACCUGGUUAUCCCAGAAAAUGGUGCUCCUCCUAUUGGAUGGCUUACAGAACUAAAGAUCAUUUGUAUUAGUGAUGAAGAGGUUAAAAGUGCUGUAUCGGUCUGAGAUCAGUUUUGGAAAAGAUGUAUUGCUAAUAAGUACAUUUUAAAACCAACUCUGCCUUAAAGUUGUGGUCACAUUAGAGAAGUUUUAGAUGUUAAACAGAUUUAUUUCAAAUGAACACUUAUCAAGAACCAAAUGUCAAAGUUGAUGAGCAUAUGAAAUGGUGUUACUUGCCAGCUGGCUGGUUUUAUUAAUUCUAACAAUUCCUAAGAAUGUGAGAUGAUUAUUAGAGUGUUAUUGUCAAAAUUGUUAAGACUGCAUCACACUUAAAGCAACCCAGACUCAUUCUGAAAACGUACCGCUAUAUACAUUUCUGGAGAGCGCCAAAUAUGUUCCAGGAGCUAUGUUUUUUUGCAGAUUUUGUUUUCACGAAUACACCAGAGGUCGCUAGUGCCAUUCGCACCUGCUGUUCUUGUGGAAAUCCACCAGAGGCUGCUGUCAACUGACUGACAGACUUACUAAAUGACUGACUGACUGAUCGACUGACCCACCCUCCUCCUUCCCUGAACCCAACCAACAGUGUUUUCAAAAGCACAGAUUGACCCGUACACCCACUUCCCUAAACCCAACGACAGUUUUAAAAAGCAAUCCAGAAAAACCCCUUGCCUAACUUUUUUACCACGUUUUUAGAUUUUACCACAUUCUCACCCUGUUAUUUACUUGUUCAUUUUAUUUUUGGCUUCUGUUUUUGUAUUACCCGCUUUCUGGAACCGUUCUUCAGACUCAAAUCCCGUUAUUGAGGUCAACUCCUCUCUGCAUCUCAAGUCCAUCGACGUACAUUGCAAACUAACUAGACAAACUGGUAACAGCAGGAAAGGCGUAAGCGCAAAAAGGAACUACACCACAUCACCCUGUAACAUUCAUUUUAAAGAUGAAAUGCAGCCAUACGUACCUCUGACAAUCCUGUGUCUGAGGUCUACAGCUUUGACAUGCACUGUCAACCCUGAGACCUUAUAUAGACAGGUGUACGCCUUUUUCAAAUCAUGUCCAAUCCGCUGAAUUUACCACAGGUGAACUCCAAUUAAGCUGCUGAAACAUCUCAAGAAUGAUCAAUGGAAACAGAAUGUACCUGAGCUCAAUUUAGAGCUUCACGGCAAAGGCUGUGAAUACUUGUGUACAUGUGAUUUUUCAGGUGUUUUAUAUUUAAUAAAUUUGCAACAAUUUCAAAAAAUCUUUUUUCACAUCGUCAUUAUGGGAUAUUGUGUGUAGAAUUUUGAGGAGAUAAACGAAUUUAAUGCAUUUUGGAAAAAGUGACGCACUAUAAAUACUUUCCGGAUGCACUAUAUUUCGCAGAGAAACAAAAUAUCGUUCAGCCCUAGCUCAUUCAUUUUCUUCAGCUCACCAAACACUUGCAUUGCUAUUGAAAUAUCUGAAAUUUGCUUAUGAAAUUUCUCUGAGCAUCUCGCAAUGUGACCACACCUUGUGCAAGCACUUUUACCUCUCAUGUUUCCUGUGCACUGAAAUGUCUUUAAUUCUGUGUUAUCGGUCUGUUCGUGGUGAAGAGUGGUGGUGGAUUGCAUGAUCUCACUUUUAGAUGUUGGUAUAUGAGCUUUUAACUCUUUAUACUUUGAAGGACGGUUUUAUUUUUCAUCUUAGCAAAUUUACAUCAUUUUUCAAGAACAUCACUUUUGUUACAUCACUUUUUAUUUUAAUUAAACUUACUACUUUAAUUAAAUAAGUCUGCAUGCCAGUUUAGCUCCAUAUAAGCUCUUCUUAGACCGUGUAGAUUUUGCUUAUUGCGAAAUCAGAUGAUGACUAUGGAGAAGACAGUACUCACAUUACCUCAGUGUCACAAAUGCAAAGAAAAACUAUAUGCAAACCAUGUCUGGAUGAGCAUUGAGCACAAGCGUUUAACUCUAUGCCUGUUUUUCCAUGUAUUGUGAGAUUUAUACAGUAUUGCUCCAUGUAAACGGCACUUAGCCCGGUCACUGUGUACGCUAAAAAGUCUUAAUAUUAUACUUCCACUGAAUAAAGAGAUAUUCCUUGUUUUGGACCAAUACAAGGCCACUUCCAAGCCUGCGGUAUUGCUUUCAUACCCUGUUGUGAUUUUGUAUUGCCUAUAUGGUAUUUAUAGUGUUCAUGAUUGAUGCCAUUUUAGAUUCUGUAGGCUAAUGUCCACCAAUGCACUGACUGUUGACAAAUAACUUCACUUUGCUAUGGUGAAAUAAAGUCUGGAAAAUAAAUAAAUG
Messenger RNA from Danio aesculapii, 5036 nucleotides. It is a transcript of the gene crmp1, whose product is annotated as collapsin response mediator protein 1. The transcript is spliced from 14 exons. Gene Ontology annotation, cellular component: cytosol; cytoplasm. Gene Ontology annotation, molecular function: hydrolase activity, acting on carbon-nitrogen (but not peptide) bonds, in cyclic amides. The coding region runs from base 270 to 2300 and encodes 676 amino acids. The record is from RefSeq and is a predicted model, not a curated record. Lineage: Eukaryota; Metazoa; Chordata; Actinopteri; Cypriniformes; Danionidae.